Geodia barretti is the source of this 357-nucleotide messenger RNA. Lineage: Eukaryota; Metazoa; Porifera; Demospongiae; Tetractinellida; Geodiidae. The record is from the annotation of a GenBank genome assembly.
AUGGUCCUGCGGAUGCAGAACCUUGAAGCCCCCCAGCCCGGAGCGCCGGCCGGCGAACGCCAGACAUUCGCCAAUACAUUCUCCCGCUACGUAACGGUUAAGGAAGAGCACGCCGAGAAGUGCAAGGAAGAAUUGCGCAUCCUGUGGGCCGACUACGCUUGGCCGAAUACCGACGCCAACGAAAUCGCCGGGAAGUUCAAUUCCGCAAUGAAACUGGCCGGUCAGUGCAAGCAGACGGUGAACAUGGAUAACGCUGAAGCGCUGGUUGCUGCUUGCGACGAUAUCGCAUCCGCAUUUUGGUCGACCAAAAACGUGGACUACAGUGAUCCCAACGCCGCCGCCCGCUACGGAGCGUAG